Molecule: messenger RNA, 1667 nt
Organism: Lucilia cuprina (Australian sheep blowfly)
Lineage: Eukaryota; Metazoa; Arthropoda; Insecta; Diptera; Calliphoridae
Product: alpha-amylase 2-like
Exons: 3
Coding region: 17-1543 (508 amino acids)
Biological process (GO): carbohydrate metabolic process
Molecular function (GO): alpha-amylase activity; cation binding
Source: RefSeq, a predicted model, not a curated record
UUAAAAACCUUAAAACAUGAGACAAGUUCUGAAAUUUAGUUUAGUUUUGCUGAUCGCUUUUGUCUUAGUAAAAGCUCAAAAAGAACCACAUUUUGUUGAUAAUCGUACAACUAUAGUGCAUUUGUUUGAAUGGACCUGGUCAGAUAUAGCCAAGGAGUGUGAGGAUUUCUUAGGUCCUCAAGGUUAUGGAGGAGUUCAGAUUUCUCCCCCCAAUGAGGUCAGCGAUAUAGAGGGUGGUCCAUGGUGGGCACGCUAUCAACCUGUAUCCUAUAUACUCAUCUCUAGAUCUGGUGAUGAUACUGAUUUAGCUGAUAUGAUUAAACGCUGUAACAAUGUGGGUGUUCGUAUAUAUGUGGAUAUUGUAGUUAAUCAUAUGACCGGCUAUAGAGAAGGUGAAACUUAUGGUACAGCCGGUUCUUCGGCCAAUUACCUUGAAAGUAGUUAUCCUGCUGUACCUUAUGACAAAGAACACUUUCAUGCUCCUUGUGAUAUACAAGAUUAUCAAAAUGCCGAACAAGUUAGAAAUUGUCAAUUGGUCACUUUAAUUGAUUUGGAUCAAAGUGUACCGCAUGUGAGGGAAAUGAUUGUGAAUUAUUUGAAUAAGUUGAUUGAUAUGGGUGUGGCUGGUUUUCGUAUGGAUGCUGCUAAGCAUAUGUGGCCUGAGGAUUUGGAAGCUAUUUAUGGAGAUUUGAAUGAUUUAAAUGAAGAAUUUGGCUUUGGAGCAAAUUCAAGACCCUAUAUCUAUCAAGAGGUCAUUGAUUUGGGUGGAGAAGCUGUCAAAAAAACCGAAUACAAUCACAUGGGCGCUGUUACCGAAUUCAAAUUCUCCAAUGAAAUUGGUCGCCUGUUCCGCAAUAAAAAUUCUUUGAAAUAUCUAAGAAACUGGGGUCCUGAAUGGAGUAUGUUGCCUUCUGAAGAUGCUAUAGUAUUUGUCGACAAUCAUGAUAACCAAAGAGGACAUGGAGCCGGCGGUGCUGAUAUUUUAACCUAUAAAGAACCUGAACUUUAUAAACUAGCAGUGACGUUUAUGUUGGCACAUCCUUAUGGUAAAGUUACAAGGAUAAUGAGUUCUUAUGAUUUCACCGAUACCGAUCAGGGACCACCAAUAACUGAGGAUGGUGAGAUAAGAGCUCCUGAAUAUUUGGAAAAUCAAUUAUGUGAUACUGGCAAAGUGGGUUGGGUGUGUGAACAUCGUUGGCCGGAAAUUCAUCAAAUGGUUAAAUUCCGUAAUGUGGUAGGUAAAGAGCCUUUAGAGAACUGGUGGGAGAAUGGAGAAAAUCAAAUUGCCUUUUCACGUGGCAAUUUGGGAUUUGUGGCUUUUAAUUUGGAAGCUGAUAUGGAGCUUAAAGCUCUAAUACAAACUGGUUUGCCACGUGGUAGUUAUUGUGAUAUUUUAUCAGGCGCUAAACAAAAUAAUCGUUGUACUGGUCUGAUGGUGGAUGUCAAUGAACAGGGAUUGGCUGUGAUUGAUUUACCGCAAGGACAUCAGGCUUUAGCAAUUUAUAUUGAUUCAAAAUUGGAUUGGGAAGCAAAUUAUUUUUAAAGGCUUUUAAACAACCAGUGUGAACGCUUUCAAGUUUUUGUUUAUAUUAAUUUUGUUAUUGUUGUUGUCUUAUUAAAUUAAAUAAAAAUUCUUAUCAGUUGUUGGUAUUUCAGUUUAAAUUGAA